AAUAGGACAUCACCAGCAAAGUACCUUUAGCAUUCAAUUGUGCCAACCAACCUAUUUCCUAAACCUUUCUGAAAUCUUCUUGUUUUCGUUCAAACAACAUUAAUGGCUUCCAUCAACAUUUCUCUCUCUUCAACAUGUUUAUCUCGCUCAGAAGCAUUAAAGAACUUCAAGUUGUUCAAUGGACUGCACUCUGGAGAUGUAUAUUCUGUUAGUGGGGUCUCUUCAGAGUCAUUCAUACGGCUUAAUCCUAGAGCACACUGCACCAUCAAGAAUGAUUUUAAGAUUAAAUCUGCAUUUUUAUCGGGCGAAGGAGAAGCCCGUUCUCAAUCCAAGGGUGAAAGUUCACUGUUCAGUGGUCUCUUUACUGGAACUGAGACUCAACCUGAUGCUGUAGCCUUUGGAACGCUAGCAGCAGAUGUUGUUCCCACAACAAGUGGCUUUCCUUUAGAUAAUGAUGAAUUCGAUUUGGAUCGGCCGACACAAGGUUUCUCAUCUGUUCCUGAGGCAAUCGAAGACGUUGGCCAAGGAAAAAUGGUGCUAGUUGUAGAUGAUGAAGACAGAGAAAAUGAAGGGGAUUUAGUAAUGGCUGCAUCCAAAGCUACACCAGAAGCUAUGGCUUUCUUUGUGAGGCAUGGAACAGGGAUAGUUUGUGUGAGCAUGUUAGAAGAAGACUUGGAGAGGUUACAACUUCCAUUGAUGGUAAACGAUAAAAAGAAUGAGGAGAAACUUUGUACAGCAUUUACAGUCUCAGUGGAUGCAAAACAUGGAACAACUACAGGGGUGUCUGCUCAAGAUAGAGCAACGACAGUACUGGCACUUGCGUCCGGAGAUUCGAAGCCUGAGGAUUUCAACCGACCAGGUCAUAUUUUUCCUUUGAAAUACAGGCCAGGUGGGGUUCUAAAACGAGCUGGCCAUACUGAAGCUUCUGUGGAUCUUGCCAUGUUAGCUGGCUUAGACCCCGUUGGAGUAAUAUGUGAGAUUGUGGAUGAAGAUGGUUCCAUGGCCAGAUUGCCUAAGCUUCGUCAAUUUGCAAAAGAAUAUAACUUGAAGAUCAUAUCAGUUGCUGAUUUAAUCAGAUAUAGGAGGAAAAGAGAUCAGUUGGUAGAGCAUGCUUCUGCUGCAAGAUUACCUACUAUGUGGGGCCCAUUCACUGCCCAUUGCUUCAAGUCAAUAAUAGAUGGAAUUGAGCACAUUGCUAUGGUUAAGGGAGAUAUUGGAGACGGCCAAGAUAUUCUUGUCCGGGUACACUCGGAGUGCCUCACAGGAGAUAUAUUCGGUUCAGCCAGAUGUGACUGUGGGAACCAGCUAGCGCUUGCAAUGCAACAAAUUGAGGCUGCUGGCAGGGGGGUUUUGGUUUACCUUCGUGGUCAUGAGGGUAGAGGAAUUGGUUUGGGUCACAAACUUCGUGCUUAUAAUUUACAAGAUGCUGGACGUGAUACUGUUGAAGCGAACGAAGAGCUUGGUUUGCCCGUUGAUUCAAGAGAGUAUGGGAUUGGUGCGCAGAUGUUGAGGGAUCUUGGUGUUCGAACUAUGAGGUUGAUGACAAACAAUCCUGCAAAAUAUAGAGGGCUUAAAGGUUAUGGUUUGGCAAUUUCUGGUAGAGUCCCACUUCUGUGUCCCAUCACAAAAGAAAACAAGAAAUAUCUGGAAACAAAACGUGCUAAAAUGGGCCAUGUGUAUGGGUUGGACCUUAUUCGCCCUGCAACCAGCACCAGCACCAGCACCACCACAACAAAUGGUAAAACAAACGUGGAGAAUAUUUCUACUAUAUAGAAUUCAUAACGGAUUAAUGUUUCUAGGCUUGGGAACUGAUGAGAUGUUCUUGUUGGUGAACAACUUGUUGGAGACAUAGCAAUCACCUGGAUGCAAACUCGGGAUACCAUGAUAAAUAAUUCAUAUCUUAGUCAUAGUUUUAUUGCUACUUGUAAUGGAAUAGUGGUUUCUUGGUGUAUACGGACAUUCUUCUUGUCCUUAAAUGUAUAUUAGCGUUGAUAAGAAAGUAACGCGAUUCACUUUGUCCUUGGUCCCAUCUCAAGGGUUAGUGAGAAGGAGGAAAAAAACAAUGAAAUAAUAUGUAUUUCUUGCAUCGGAUAAUGUAUUUGAACUCUUGCUAUAGGCUGUAACGCUUGGUAGCAAGUUGAUGUGAAUGAGUCAUUGUUGGCAAUUUAAACA
Nicotiana attenuata is the source of this 2172-nucleotide messenger RNA. Its product is annotated as bifunctional riboflavin biosynthesis protein RIBA 1, chloroplastic-like. Gene Ontology annotation, cellular component: chloroplast. The transcript is spliced from 7 exons. Bases 103 to 1773 code for a protein of 556 amino acids. Gene Ontology annotation, biological process: riboflavin biosynthetic process. Lineage: Eukaryota; Viridiplantae; Streptophyta; Magnoliopsida; Solanales; Solanaceae. Gene Ontology annotation, molecular function: 3,4-dihydroxy-2-butanone-4-phosphate synthase activity; GTP cyclohydrolase II activity. The record is from RefSeq and is a predicted model, not a curated record.